CGGCAUCUAUGAGUACGCAUGAGGCCAUACCCGUGCUCGCCUCUCAAGCAUCGGCUUAGGCCAUCAUGGUCUUGACACUAAUAUGCCCAGUCCUCGUGGCCUGCAGCGAGUCAUCAUUCAUUUCGACUACGACUGUUUCUACGCCUCAGUGGUCGAAAAUGAGAAUCCGGCGCUCAAGUCGGUGCCUCUGGCCAUCCAACAAAAGCAGAUUGUGGUGACCUGUAACUAUGAGGCUCGGCGAAGAGGUCUACGAAAGCUUCAGCUUAUCACCGAGGCUCGAAAAGUGUGCCCCGAGGCGGUGAUUGUCCUAGGUGAGGACUUGACUCGGUUUCGUGAUGCUUCCAAAGAUUUGUACAAUUUCCUCCAGCAGUCCAUCUGGAGUGGGAGGGCAGAGCGACUUGGGUUUGAUGAAGUCUGGCUCGAUUGCACGGACAUGAUAGACUACAACAUGGGUUUGCUCAAUCCCAACGAUCUUUCUCAUUCUUUCUUCUGCAUGAACAGAGACGAUCCUACUGUUGGCUUCGCGUAUGACGCAUCCAGUGUCUAUGGUCCUACCUAUCCGUCGAGCCCGUCAGUCCCCACCCAGCUAUCGGAAGAAGAUGAAGAGUUGCGAUUGCGCAUUGUCCUUGGGAGUCAUCUGGCAAGACACCUCCGACAUGAACUGGAGUCCCAGAAGGGAUACACAUCCACUGUAGGAAUCGCUAUGAACAAGCUGUUGGCGAAGCUGGCUGGGAAUGUGAACAAACCCAAAAACCAAACCACAAUUUUGCCACCAUGUGAGCCAACUGGCAGCGGGGUGAGCACUGUUACUCGGUUUCUUGAUGACCAUGACAUAGGAAAGAUCCCCGGCAUUGGAUUCAAGCUGGCCCAGAAGAUCCGUGCCCAUGUACUCGGUCGAGAGGCUGCUUUUUCUGAUGGUCUGGUAUAUGGAGGCACGAAAGAGUCAGUAACUGUUCUCGACGUUCGGUCCUAUCCUGGUAUGGGUCCUAAGAUGCUCGAUGAGAUCAUGGCCGGUCCAGGAUCGGUUAAAGGCAUUGGUGGGAAGAUAUGGGACCUAAUUCACGGAGCCGAUGACUCGGAGGUUGCCAAAGCGAAGCGCAUUCCCUCGCAGAUUAGCCAGGAGGAUUCGUACAUGAAGUACCUACACACUUUUGAAGAAGUCAAGAAGCAGCUCCACAUCUUGGGCGAGAGACUGAUUCGGCGUCUGCAAAUUGAUCUGUUGGAGGACGCCGAUGACGAUGGAAGAGGUGAUUGUGAAAAUCUGCAACGUCGGUGGAUGGCACAUCCGCGAACUCUGCGGCUAUCUACAAGGCCUCGUCCACUACUAGGCCCGGAUGGAGUACGAGCACGGGCCUUUCAGCGCAGCUCUCGGUCAGGGCCUAUGCCGAACUUCGUCUUCAGCCUGACUGAGGCACCCUCUGCACUUGCCCACCGUCUGGUCGAGGAAGCACUGGUCCCGAUGUUUCGAAAACUCCAUCAUGAACAGGCCAGCUGGAAUCUCAGCUUGAUCAAUGUUGCUGCCACCAACAUGGCAGAGACAGCAGCUGAAACAAAGGACAGUCAAGGGCGAGAUAUUGGAAGGAUGUUUCGGCGACAGGACGAAGUACUCAAGGACUUCAGAGUGACUGUCCAUCCAGAGGAAGCGGAGCAGACUGGCUCGGCCAUUCCGAAUUCUCCAGCUGCUCAGUCACCCGACGCAAUGAUGACAGAAUCUGAUAUUGACGUGUCGGUGGAGGAUGACUGGGACUCGGAAGAUGGCGAGAGCCAGCCGUUGGAGCAGUGCGAGAUCUGUGAAAACGCCAUCCCGGCGUUCGCAUUGGCCGCCCAUCGGAGGUACCACGAAUUAAGCAAUUAGACGCAAGCCCAUGAGAGUCCAGCUGGACCCGAACAACUAGAUUAGGUUUUGUUGAGAGACAAGGCUGUCCAACUGUGGGUGGAUUCAAGUAGUGGC
Molecule: messenger RNA, 1951 nt
Organism: Cladophialophora immunda
Lineage: Eukaryota; Fungi; Ascomycota; Eurotiomycetes; Chaetothyriales; Herpotrichiellaceae
Exons: 2
Coding region: 83-1855 (590 amino acids)
Biological process (GO): translesion synthesis
Molecular function (GO): damaged DNA binding; DNA-directed DNA polymerase activity
Source: RefSeq, a predicted model, not a curated record